Molecule: messenger RNA, 2731 nt
Organism: Nelumbo nucifera (sacred lotus)
Lineage: Eukaryota; Viridiplantae; Streptophyta; Magnoliopsida; Proteales; Nelumbonaceae
Product: putative receptor protein kinase ZmPK1
Biological process (GO): protein phosphorylation; recognition of pollen
Molecular function (GO): protein serine/threonine kinase activity; ATP binding
Source: RefSeq, a predicted model, not a curated record
AGGGGACAUCACCAUCACCAUGUUUCUUUUCCUAAAGAUGUCCAUUACAUUACGGUUGAAAGGUUGCACCAGUUUUUCUCCUAAACCAGAAUUUCGCAACUUCUUUCCGCAGGCCGCAUUAUGGGAUUUCCAUUUCCUUCUCCCGCCAUCUUUUCCAUUGCAAUUCUUUUCUUCGUUAUCUCCUCCUACUCUUCUCUUGCCUCCUCGGUGACCAAGAAACAUUUCAUGUACAAAGGAUCUUCUCUGUUAGUUGAAGAUUACCUUUCGGACCUACUCACCUCCCCCGACGAAACCUUUACCUGUGGAUUUUACAGAUUUGGAACAAACAACCGUUUUAGUUUCUCAAUCUGGUUCACCAACUCUGAAGAAGGGAGUAGUCAAGGGACCGUGGUGUGGACGGCCAACCGACAGCAUCCAGUGAACGGCCGAGGCUCCAGAGUUUCGCUGCAACGAGAUGGCACCAUGGUCCUUACCGACGUCGAUGGCUCAAUUGUCUGGUUCAUCAACACCAACACCACCGGCACCGGUGUGGACAAAGCCGAACUCUUGAACACGGGGAACCUCGUUUUGAAGGAUCCAUUUGGUAAAAUCCUUUGGCAAAGCUUUGACUCUCCUACUGAUACUCUUCUUCCUUCACAACCCCUCACCAGACACACCAAACUGGUCUCUGCAAUGGCCAUUGGAACUCAUGCUUCGGGUUAUUUCACUUUCAACUUCGACAGCGACAGUGUGUUGAGGUUAAUGUAUGAUGGGCCUGAGGUUUCUAGCUUGUAUUGGCCUGACCCUGAUUUCACCAUAUUUGAGAAUGGCAGAACAAAUUACAACAGCAGCAGGAUUGCGCUACUUGACGACAUGGGUGCUUUUCUAUCAAGCGACAGAACCAACUUUUUUGCCUCUGAUUUGGGUUCUGGGAUUAAAAGGCGAUUAACGUUGGAUUAUGAUGGUAAUCUUAGACUCUAUAGCUUGGAUGAAUCAACCAAGUCAUGGACGGUUACAUGGGAAGCUCUGCCACGACCGUGCGAUAUCCAUGGGCUGUGUGGUAGGAACGGUGUUUGUACUUACACACCAAAACCAAAGUGUUCAUGCCCACCAGGUUAUGAGAUAGUUGACCCGUCUGAUUGGAGCAAAGGUUGCAGGCCCAAAUUUAACUGGACAUGCGACCAAACCCAGCAAUACACAUUCGUGGAGGUUCCACAUACAGACUUCUGGGGAUAUGAUCUUGAUUAUAGACCGUCGUCGUCGCUAGAACACUGCAUGAAGCUCUGCUUGGAGAACUGCUCCUGUGAGGUUUUUGUUUAUAGGUUAAUGAAAGGAACGCAAAACUGUUAUAUGAAAUUUGCGCUUUUUAAUGGGCGUAGUGCUUCAGAUUUUCCAGGCAGUGCAUAUUUGAAACUGCCGAGAAGUUUGAAUCUAACAUCAGCAAAGACAGCUGCUUCCACUACUCUCGUAACAUCUGAUUAUACUUGUAGACCUGAAGAGGUUGAUCCAGUUGAGGUGGGUUCCUCCCAGACGUACAAUGCAAACAACAGAAGGACAAGAUGGGUUUAUCUCUACAUGUUUGUUUUUGCAAUUGGUAUCAUUGAAAUUCUAUUCCUUGCAUCGGGUUGGUGGUGCCUUUAUAGAAGAGGAGAUGGGGUGUCAAAGUCGACGGCGAACGGAUACCAUACAUUAUCCAGUGAGUUUAGGAUGUUUACUUAUUCUGAGCUGAAGAAGGCAACCGGAAUGUUUAAGGAAGAGUUGGGGAGAGGUGGCUCCGGGGCUGUUUACAAGGGAGUUUUGCAAGAUGAUAGAGUGGUGGCGGUAAAGAAACUAGGAGACGUGCUUCAAGGAGAAGAAGAGUUACGGGCUGAAGUGAUUACAUUUGGGAGAGUCAACCACAUGAACCUAGUGAAAAUGUGGGGGUUCUGUUCAGAAGGAACCCACAGGCUAUUGGUGUAUGAGUACAUUGAGAAUGGGUCACUGAACAACUACCUCUUUUCUAAUGCCAGCAAUAAUAGCAACAACGGAGCUAUUUUACUGAAUUGGAGGGAGAGGUUUAGAAUUGCUUUAGGGACUGCCAAGGGUUUAGCUUACCUACACCAUGAGUGUCUGGAGUGGGUUAUCCACUGUGAUGUGAAGCCUGAAAAUAUACUCCUCGAUGGCAAUUUUGAACCUAAAAUAGCCGACUUUGGACUGGCAAAGUUGUCUAAAAGGGGUGGAUCUGGUUGCCAGUUCACUAGAAUCCGAGGAACAAAGGGGUACAUGGCUCCAGAAUGGUUUCUAAACCUUCCCAUCACUGCAAAAGUUGAUGUUUAUAGUUAUGGAGUUGUAAUUCUAGAAAUUGUAAAGGGCAGUCGACUUUCGGACUGGGUGGUUGUCGAUGGAGAGGAGGAGGCUGAGCUCAUAAGAUUUCUUUGGGUGGCGAGGAAGAAGAUUGCUGAAUGCAAAGAUGACUCAUGGGUUGAAGAUAUGGUGGAUCCGGCAUUGAAAGGGCAGUUCAACCAGCAACAAGCAGCAAUAAUGAUUGAAAUAGGAAUCUCUUGCGUGGAGGAGGAUAGAAGCAGAAGGCCAACCAUGGAUGCAGUGGUGCAAACUCUAUUAGACUGUGAAGACGAUCCUAAACUAGUGCUUUAAACAUUCUGUAAAUCUUUCUGUGCAUGGAAAUAUUCUGUAUGCAUCUAUCAUGUAUGCCUUGUAUACUUUGCUUGAUAAAACUCUAGCUGCAACUCUAUCUGAACAAACAAUUUCUUAA